Messenger RNA from Asparagus officinalis (garden asparagus), 459 nucleotides. RefSeq names its product glycine-rich RNA-binding protein RZ1A-like. The transcript has a single exon. The record is from RefSeq and is a predicted model, not a curated record. Gene Ontology annotation, molecular function: nucleic acid binding; zinc ion binding. Bases 1 to 459 code for a protein of 152 amino acids. Lineage: Eukaryota; Viridiplantae; Streptophyta; Magnoliopsida; Asparagales; Asparagaceae.
AUGGAUGAGACUAGAACGGCGCUUCUAGCCGAUGACCUUCGAAAAAUUACAACUAGUGAAAUGACCACUAGUGGUAACAAGAAGCAAGCACAUGGAUUUUUUGUAAGAGGAAGGAGCAAUGAGCGAGGAAAAUGUAAGAGAGGAAAGCCUAGAUCGAAAUCAAGACCUCUUGCAAGAAGAUCGUGUUUUAAAUGCGGUAAGCUUGGGCAUUUCAAGGUUGAUUGUCCUAAUAAGAGAGUAGGUGAGAAGAAGAACAACAAUAAAACCGAGAGAAGAGAAGGCAAGGAAAAGGCAAGCUAUAUCUCGGAGGGACUUAGUGAUAUCAAGGAAGGGUCUAGAUCUGCUCGGCAAAGAACGUUUGCUGAAGAACAUGAAGAAACCUUGCAUGGAUUUUUGCGAGGAUUAUGUGUACGGAAAGGCGCACAGGGUCCAGUUCUUGAAAAGCAAGCACAAAAUUAG